AUGUUUCAAGUUAAAGCAGUCUUGAAAAAAUUUGUCUUCCAAAAAAAUAACAAAAACUUGGAUUUUAAAAAAAUAGCUUUUCCUUUCUUGAGUAAAAUCCCAACUAAUUUUACAUCCAAUGAAAAGCAAUGCAGUGAUAUAAUUAACAGUCCAAAAACUAACAAUAAGAAUAUUAUCACUGUACAUUGUAUUCGGCAUGCUGAGAGUACCAUGAAUGCUUUGAGGAACCAUAAUAUAAAAACUUUAAAUAUACACGAGUUAUUGUCUGGCAAAGACCCUGGUAUUUUUGAUGCUCCUUUAUCGAAGAAUGGGAUUGAGAAUGCAAAUCAUUUCGGUAAUAAAGGCGGUCCAAUAUAUAAAGGAAAGCCAAUUAUGGAAAGAGCUUCUAUGAUACUCACAUCCAAUUUGAGAAGAGCCAUGGAAACUUCAAAUCUAAUCUCUAAGAGAUCUUCUGAUAAUUGCAAAAUUUGUGUAUUGGAUUUUGUUAGAGAAAAAGCCUUAUAUGUUUCGGAUGUUCCUUCUUUAUCUAGACAAGAAAUAAUAAAAAAUUACCCAAAAGCUGAUGUAUCAUUUCUUCCUGAUACUAACUUUAAAGAUUUUAUAGUACUUCCAGAAAAUUAUGAUCAAGUGGAUCAAAGAAUUCAACAAUUUAUCAACUUCAUCAAAAAUUAUGAAGGCCUUGAAAAUGAUGAGAUUGUUUUGGUUUCACAUUAUUACUUUUUAAAAAGACUUUUAAAAGGAUCAGUAUUUUGGCAAUUACCAAAUCUUGGAGUAGUUACUAUUCAUAUUGAUAAAAGUACUGGAAAAAUUGUUGGUAAUAAUAUUACUAGAUAUACCGAUAAUUGUUAA
Molecule: messenger RNA, 849 nt
Organism: Cryptosporidium ubiquitum
Lineage: Eukaryota; Apicomplexa; Conoidasida; Eucoccidiorida; Cryptosporidiidae
Exons: 4
Coding region: 1-849 (282 amino acids)
Cellular component (GO): cytoplasm
Molecular function (GO): phosphatase activity
Source: RefSeq, a predicted model, not a curated record